Messenger RNA from Amblyraja radiata (thorny skate), 2367 nucleotides. RefSeq lists its product as uncharacterized. NCBI's taxonomy places the organism in Eukaryota, Metazoa, Chordata, Chondrichthyes, Rajiformes, Rajidae. The transcript has 2 exons. The record is from RefSeq and is a predicted model, not a curated record. The coding region runs from base 405 to 1070 and encodes 221 amino acids.
UGUACGCCAACUGCCGCUGCUGUCGUGUGGACCAGGGGUUGGAAACCGCCAGGGCGAAUGUGAGCGGUUUGUGGUCUGUGUAGGCGGUAAACCAGGAAGUAACUUCCAGGAAGUAACGGAAGUGGCGCACUGCCAGGUACAGAGCCAGGAGCUCGUGAUUGAAAGUGCUGUGCUUCGUCGGGGUGCGGUUGAGGUGCCGGCUGAAGAAGGCCAGGGGCCGCCAACCACUGUCCGUCAGUUGUUCCAGCACAGCACCAACCGCUGACUCCGAGGCGUCCACCGUAAGGGCAGUCGGGACAUCUUCCUGCGGGUGCACCAGCAGUACGGCCCGAGCAAGGGCCUCCUUCACGCCGUCAAAUGUUAGUCCACUCGACGACCAUACGCCAACCCGCCAGAAGUUGUUGAUGCAGCGGCCGCAUGAUGUGGGCCGUGGAUGGCACAAAACGAUGAUAAAAUUCCACCAUCCCGACAAACUCCUGCAGGCCGCGCACAAUGUAUGGACGGGGAAACCUAAAGAUGGCGUCGACCCUGUCCGGCAGGGGAACCGUGCCUUGCGAAGUCACGCGGUGGCCGAGGAAGUCGAUGUCGGUUACCCCAAAACGGUACUUGCCGAGGUUGACAGCCAAGCCAUGCUCACUGAGCCGCUGACAGAGCUGCCGGAGGUGGGCACAAUGCUCCUGCCGCGAGCGGCUGGCCACCAGGAUGUCGUUGAGGUACACAGAAACAAACUCGAGGCCGUGUCACACCCUGUCCAUCAACCGUUGGAAUGCCUGCGCAGCGUUCUUAAGGCCGAAUGGCAUCCGCACGAACUCGUACAGCCCGAACGGCGAGAUGAUUGCCGUCUUGGGUACAUCCUCCAGGUGGACCGGGAUCUGGUUAUAACCUCGUACCAGAUCCGCUUUGGAGCAUAUAGUAGCCCCGGCCAAAUGGGCGUUGAAGUCCUGGAUGUGGGGUACGGGGUAUCUGUCUGCGGUUGUUGCAGCAUUCAGCUGCCGAUAAUCCCCGCAAGGUCGCCAGCCCCCGCUUCCCUUUGGGACCAUGUGGAGAGGAGACGCCCAUGGGCUGUUUGAAGGGCGGACGAUCCCCAAGGACUCCAUCGUGCGGAACUCCUGCCGUGCCAGACAUAGCUUAUCCGGCGGCAGUCGGCGUGCUCGUGCGUGGAGAGGUGGUCCGGUAGAUUGUAUGAAAUGAACGACCCCAUGACUGAGGGUCGAUGACAGAAACUGUGGGUUGUAAGCGGAUGUAGGCCGGCAGCAGGUAGGAGUAUUCAAACAUCAAACAUGGCGUGUGCCCGUCCAGGAGCGUGGCCACCUCGUUCAGGAGGCUUGAUAACCGCCGGUCGCCUAGGCUCUCCAUAUGAAGGAGCCUGGCAGCACUCUCCAUCCGGCUGAGCCCAUAAAUCUGGAGCAGGAGCUCCUUAAGGCUGAGGUAUUUCGCUGUGGCUGGGGGGGCUGCCAGGAACUGUGUGACCUCUCCGGCCGUGUCCUGGUCGAGGGCCCCCACCAGGUAGUAGUAGCGGGUGUCAUCUGCUGUAAUGCCCCGCAGCUGGAAUUGGGCCUCCGCCUGCUGAAACCAGAUGUGCGGCCGGGUGGUCCAGAAGGUGGGUAACUUCACCGAGACCGCGUCGAGAGAUAGGGCCGGAUAAGCCUUUGAGGUGGAUGGACGGGCGGUUGUCUCCAUCAUGAUGAUAAUGGAGCGUCAGGGUUCACCAAUGUGGGGCGAAAGUCCUGAAAAGAAGGCGAGGAGCCAGGUGCUUCGGGAGGUACAUUUAAUAGUAUUCUUCUUGUCAUCAGAGAAGUCCGCAAGAGGAAGAUGUCACCCAAACCCUUGCCUUUUAUCCCUCUAGCAAAUGGCCGCUUCUGGACUCGACCAUUCCCGUGCCGAGGGGUUUGAUAGUUGGGAUGGCUCGACUUUUACUUUCUUCAAGUUAAAGGUGUAACCAUGGGCAGCGCCUUGGCCCCAGCAAUGCAUUUAUUUUUAUUGGUUAUAAUCAAACAGACCUUAUUCCAAGCAUACACUAGCACAAUGGUUCCACUCUUUCUCCACUGUAUCAGGACUGCCUCCUGCAACCAUACAUAACUUGCUGAUUUCAUUAACUUUAUCAGUAACUUCCACACUGUCCUCAAAUUCAUUUGUAAUACUUCUGACAUCGCUCUCCCCUUUCUUGAUCUCUCAGUAUCCAUUAGGGGACAGAUAAUCGACAGACAUCAACUACAAACACACUGACUCCCACCAACUUUACAUCAUCCCACCCUGCCCCUAACAAAGACGCCAUCCCCUAUGCUCAAUUUCACCAUCUCUAGCAUCUGCUCUCAAGAUGAGGCUUUCCACUCGAGGACAUCCUCUUUCUUUAACAAACAUGGUUUU